UGUUAUCAUGUAAUAUACAUAUAUAUCCAACAAAGUGGUGGAGAUCAAAUCAUAUAUAUCAGAAAUUUGUUGAAUUGUUGUGCCUCUUAUAGUCUUAUAGUAUUAUAUUAUAAUUACUUGGUUAAUAAUAUAUAUUUUGGUGGCAUGGAGCAAUUUGGGACAAUUCAACAGUCUGUUGUUCUAAUGGGGUGUGCUUAUUUUUCAUGGAAGAUCGUAAGAGACAUUUGGGGAGUCAUGAAAGCAUUAGAGAAGGAGCCUGUGACUGUGCUUGUUACCGGUGCUGCAGGGCAAAUUGGGUAUGCUCUUGUUCCUAUGAUUGCUAGGGGAGUCAUGUUAGGGCCCGAUCAACCAGUCAUUAUACAUUUGCUUGAUGUUUAUAUUGAAGCCUUAGAUGCAAUCAAAAUGGAAUUGAUUGAUUCAGCUUUUCCUCUCCUCAAAGGUGUGGUGGCAACAAUAGAUGCAAAUGAGGCAUGCAAGGGGGUUAAUAUUGCGAUAAUGGCUGGCGGGUUUCCACGAAAAGAAGGGAUGGAAAGGAAUGAACUUAUGUCAAAAAAUGUGCCCAUUUUUAAGUCUCACGGCUUAGCCUUGGGGAAACAUGCCGCUUCUAAUUGUAAGGUCUUGGUAAUUGCUAACCCUGCAAACACCAAUGCUCUCAUUUUGAAAAACUUUGCACCUCAAAUUGCUGCAAAAAACAUCACCUGCCUGACCAGGCUUGAUCACAACAGAGCCUUGGCCAACAUUGCAGAGAAACUAAAUGUUUACACAGAUGAUGUAAAGAAUGUAAUCAUAUGGGGAAACCAUUCUUCAACUCAAUACCCUGAUGCCAAUCACGCCAUUGUAAAAACACCAAGAGGGGAGAAGAUCGUCAAAGAAAUUGUAGCAAAUGAUCAAUGGCUUAACACAGAGUUCAUAAAGAUGGUACGACAUCGUGGAGAAGCGAUUAUUAAAGCUCGAAAGGCGUCUAGUGCACUAUCUGCUGCAAGCGCAGCAUGCGACCAUAUACACGAUUGGGUUCUCGGCACCCCAAAGGAUACAUGUGUUUCAAUGGGAGUAUAUUCUGAUGGUUCUUAUGACUUGUCGUUGGAUUUAAUAUAUUCUUUUCCGGUUACUUGCAAGAACGGAGAAUGGUCAAUUGUGAAAGGUCUCAAGAUCAGUGAAUUUUCAAGGACAAAGAUGCGUGCAAGUGCAGAUGAGUUGAUUGAAGAAAAAAAAUUGGCGUCUACUUUUUACUCUUAGAAUUGUGCUAAUUAACAAGGAAAUUAUUUGUGACUUGUAUUUGUGGUGUAAAUAUGUGUUCCUAUGUUUUUCUUAUGAUACUUUGCACAUAGUGUAAUAUAAAAGUUGCACAACAUUUAAUAAAAUAAAAAUAAACUCACAAACUUUAAAUACUCUUAA
Molecule: messenger RNA, 1395 nt
Organism: Cuscuta europaea
Lineage: Eukaryota; Viridiplantae; Streptophyta; Magnoliopsida; Solanales; Convolvulaceae
Source: the annotation of a GenBank genome assembly